AUUCUUCUUCCACAACACCCUUGACAGCUCCACACAACUAUCACCAUGUCUGAUCUUCACCCACUCAACGGAGGUAACUUUAUCCACAAUGACAAGCGUUGGAUCGAUGGCGGAUCCAUCAUGAAGCGCUUCUCCCUUGAGGGAAAGACUGCCAUCAUCACCGGUGCUGCCGCCGGUAUCGGCUGGGCCGUUGCUCAGGCCUACGCCGAGAUGGGUGCCAACAUUGCUCUCUGGUACUUUAGCAACUCCAAGGGACCUGAGCGUGCCGAGGAGCUUGCCAAGCAGUACAACAUUCAGUGCAAGGCCUACCAGGUUGAUGUUAGGGAUGCCGAGGCAGUUGAGAAGGCUGUCGACCAGUCUGUCCAGGACCUCAAUGGCCGUCUGGACAUCUUUGUCGCCAACGCCGGUAUCCCCUGGACCAAGGGCGCCAUGGUUGACGGGCCUGUCGACCAUUACCGUGAUGUCGUCCAGACUGACCUUGACGGCACUUACUACUCUGCCAGGGCCGCUGCUAAGCACUGGCGUCGCCAGAAGAACGAGGGUACUACCCUUACGGGUGAGCCCUUGACCAACUACACCUCGGGCAGCUUCGUUGCCACUGCUUCCAUGAGCGGUGGCAUCGUCAACAUCCCCCAGCUUCAGGCCGCCUACAACGCCGCCAAGGCUGGUGUCAUUCACCUUGUCAAGAGUUUGGCUGUCGAGUGGGCUCAGUAUGCUCGCGCCAACGCCAUUUCUCCCGGCUACAUCAUGACCGAGAUUUCCAACUUUGUGCCCCAGGAGACCAAGCAGAUGUGGCACGACAAGAUUCCCCAGGGACGCGAGGGUGAGCCUCAUGAGCUCCAGGGCGCAUAUCUUUACCUUGCGUCUGACGCUUCCACCUACGCCACCGGUGCCAACUUUGUCAUCGAUGGCGGUUACAGCGCUCCUUAAAGAGAGUUAUGAAUCACGAUAUUAAAAGGACACGCUUCGUUAUUACAAGCGGAUUUGGAUCGGUAUGGAAAAAGCAGCAUCACGUGUUUGAGCUUAUUAGGAUACCGUAGACGAUAUGGGUUAUGACAUUGGAAAGGACUGAGAUCCUAUGAGACAUGUUUGGUACGACAUAAAGAAAGAAAGAAAUACAUGCAAAAUUUGCAAAG
This is a messenger RNA of Fusarium vanettenii 77-13-4, 1136 nucleotides long. RefSeq lists its product as uncharacterized. The transcript has 3 exons. Gene Ontology annotation, molecular function: oxidoreductase activity, acting on NAD(P)H, oxygen as acceptor. The record is from RefSeq and is a predicted model, not a curated record. Gene Ontology annotation, cellular component: intracellular anatomical structure. The coding region runs from base 46 to 930 and encodes 294 amino acids. Lineage: Eukaryota; Fungi; Ascomycota; Sordariomycetes; Hypocreales; Nectriaceae.